Molecule: messenger RNA, 465 nt
Organism: Cooperia oncophora
Lineage: Eukaryota; Metazoa; Nematoda; Chromadorea; Rhabditida; Trichostrongylidae
Source: the annotation of a GenBank genome assembly
AUGUGGACAAAACCCACUACUUUAUUUACCACCAAUACUUUUGCCGUGGUUUCAGGUACAAGGCAAGCACAAGUGAAUCGAGCAAUCGAACAGACACAGGCACGACAAAUGACCGCACCUGCUGGCAUGCGAUCCGCAAGCAGGCCUAUGCAAAACACUCCUGGAAGAAGCGAACCCCUUGAUGUGGAGAAGUUGAAUCAACUGAUCAGAGCUCUCGAUAAAACGUGGAUUUUUCCACGAUCGGGUGCCAAAGACCCAGUAGGAAGCAACUUUCAGUACAAAAAGACGUGUGCUUCGAUUUUCAAAGCAAGGCAUGGUGCCUGCCAGCAGCUCAGCUUUGGUGUGAUGUGCUUCAAUUAUUGUCAUGAACGAGGUGAGGUUAAAUCGGUGUGCUAUACUGUGGAUGAAGAUACCAUAGUUCUCAAAAAGUCGCUCACAUUGACGAUAUGUGGAAACAAACCUUAA